AUCGACAAUAUCUUUGUCACCUUGACGGUCGUGGCCGUGAUCCUUGGCAUGACAAUCGGCUUGUUGGUCAAAAUCAAUGUGGAUCCAUCCCCCAGAACAAUUUAUUUAAUCUCGUUUCCCGGGGAGUUGUUGAUGAAUAUGCUAAAGAUGUUGAUCAUUCCACUGAUUGUUUCCAGUCUGGUUGCUGGUUUGGCUGGCUUGGAUCCAAAGUCGAGCGGAAAAAUCGGAAUGUACGCUCUGAUCUACUACGUGGUUACAACGGCCCUGGCGGUGAUGUUGGGAAUCAGCCUCGUGUUGAGUAUUCGUCCGGGUAAUGCAAACAUCAAACAAGCAAUGGGUGAGGGAACAAUAGCGGAAAGACGCCCCGAAACACUGGACUCGCUACUGGAUUUAAUGAGGAAUCUGUUUCCGGAAAAUAUUGUGCAAGCCUGCUUGCAACAGCAGCAAAGUGAAUUUGUUACCGUGCACAAACGCCCGAAAUAUGUCAAAUUGGAUAAUGCGAACCAAAGUGGGUUAGAGCAAACCAUGACGAUGUUGUCAACGCUCGCCCCUGACUUGCUCGAAAGCGCCAUGAAUGGGACCACGGGAGCCCCAGUCAAAAUGCCCAAACUGGAAUCGUACGAAGCUGUCCGUCCAAAAUACGUGGACAAGUUGGUUUUAUUUUCCUGUAUUACACCACGCAGAUAUUCGCCAUUCGGUAUAUUUUUCCUUAUUCUCGGAAAGAUGCUGGAAAUCGAUAACUUGAAGGAUACUGCUACAUCCCUCGGAUUGUACAUGACAACAGUCGUAUGUGGACUGGCGAUUCAUUCGUUGGGAACAUUGGCAUUGCUCUACUUUGUUAUCACCAGAAAAAACCCCUACAAAUUUUAUAAAGGAAUAUUCCAGGCGUGGAUCACUGCGCUGGGGACCGCGUCAAGUGCAGCCACCUUGCCAAUCACGUUCCGUUGCUUAGAAAACAAUUUAGGCAUCGACAAACGUGUCACGCGUUUCGUUCUUCCGAUCGGGGCGACGAUCAAUAUGGAUGGGACAGCACUGUACGAAGCGGUUGCAUCGAUCUUCAUCGCUCAAAUCAACGCUAAAGACCUGUCUGUAGUCGAAGUUUUCAUUGUCAGCCUUACGGCAACUCUGGCAGCCAUCGGAGCGGCCAGCGUACCUAGCGCGGGACUCGUAACAAUGAUGCUAGUUCUAACCUCUGUCGGUCUGCCAACAAAGGAUAUCUCACUGAUUCUUGCUGUGGACUGGCUCUUGGACCGAAUUCGAACUUCAAUCAAUGUUCUAGGAGACGCGGUUGGUGCCGGGAUAGUGGACCACCUUUGUCGCAAAGAAUUAGCCGAGAAGGAUGCUGAGACUGAGAGAGAAUUAGAUGAAGCAGUUGAGGAGUUCAGCAAACACCAGACAAUGCCCACGGAUCUUGUCAAACAUAACCACAGUUAG
This is a messenger RNA of Echinostoma caproni, 1434 nucleotides long. The record is from the annotation of a GenBank genome assembly. NCBI's taxonomy places the organism in Eukaryota, Metazoa, Platyhelminthes, Trematoda, Plagiorchiida, Echinostomatidae.